AUGCACCAGCACUAUACUGUCCACUUUGCCAAGGGCACCCUGCCCCCCCCGAACCCCACCGACAGCGACUUCUUGGACCCAGAGUUGGGGCACCAAAAAGGAUGCUGUCAGCAGUGGUGCCACGACCCAGCGGCCCCUCCGGCCCACAGGCCCUGUCAGCUGUCCCCCCAGGUGCGGUGGCAGCUCGCCUACCGCAGCCACCAGGGGGGCGUCGGGGGCUAUUGCUGGGGCCCCCAGCCCCCUGUCCUGCAGCAGCAGCGGCGGCCCCCGCCCGCACCUCCCAGCCCCCUGCGGCAGCGUCUCUGCCCGGUUCCCGGUGCCCAGAAGGGAUCACCUACCACCACCACGGCCCCCCUGGGACCGGCCUGCGCCCCCCAGCUGCCCCCGGCACCCGCCAUGGCCAGCAGCGGCCCAGCCCUGCCCUCCGCAGCCAGCAUCCUCCCGGAGCCCCGCAGGCCCUCUGACGCCGGGCCCCUGCCGCCCCCCGCAGCCUGCGGCCCCUUCACCUCCUACAGCUCCGAUAUCCUGACAGAGGACGAUGUCUACUGCAGCUGCCUGGCCAAGACCCUCUGCCACGUGCCCGUGCCCGUGACCGUGGGCUUCUACGCCCCCUUUGGCUGCCGCCUGCACCUGAUGCUGGACAAGAUCACGGCGCUGAUGGAGCAGGAGGCGAGGCAGCUGGAGGCCGAGUUCCUGCAGCGCGUGCAGUGGCGGCCGCGGUCCGCGAGCGGCUGGGGCUUGCCGCGGCUGCUGUGGUACCUGGUGUUCCUGCAGCCGCUCAUCACCGAGGUGCACCUGCGGCGCAAGAACGUCAAGUUCCUCUUCAUCCGCUUCAGCGCCUGGCAGUACGAGGGCUCCGACAAGCUGUGGGCCGGCCUGGUGACCACGCUGUGCGAGGGCAUCCGCCACCACUACGGCCCGCUGCCCUUCAGCGUGUACUCGGUGCUGGGCAACAAGCCGGCCACCACGCAGGGCUUCGGCCAGCGCGAAUGGCACUGCCGGCGCCGCGUGUGCCUGGCGCUGGUGGCCCUGCUGGCGGCGCUGGGCCUGGGCGUGGCCCUGCUCUACCUGUCCCUGGGCUCCCACGCGCUGAGCCACAGUGGCGCGCACAGCAGCGCGAUGCGCGUGUUCGGCGGCGCGGCCACCACGCUCUCGGGCUCGGGCCUGCUCAUGGCCGUGUACUCGGUGGGCAAGCACCUGUUCGUGAGCCAGCGCAAGAAGAUCGAGCGGCUCGUGUCGCAGGAGAAGUUCGGCAGCCAGCUGGGCUUCAUGUGCGAGGUGAAGAAGGAGGUGGAGCUGCUCACCGACUUCCUGUGCUUCCUGGAGAUCUACCAGCGGUGCCGGCUGCGCAUCGUGCUCGAGGUCACGGGGUUGGACACGUGCUACUCGGACCACGUGGUGGGCGUGCUCAACGCCAUCAACACGCUGCUGUCGGACAGCCACGCGCCCUUCAUCUUCAUCCUGGUGGUGGACCCCAGCAUUCUGGCCGCGUGCCUCGAAAGCGCUGGCUCCAUGAAGGGCACGGCCGACAACGGCUACCUCUUCCUCAAUCGCACCGUCACGCUGCCCUUCUCCGUGCCCAUCAUGGGCCACCGCACGAAGCUGCAGUUCCUGCACGACGUCGUGCAGAGCCGCGACGACCUGCUGUACCGGGAGAUGACGCGCCAGCUGCGGCCGCUGAGCCCGGGCGGCGACGAGGGCGCGCAGCUGCUGGCCGUGGAGAUGCAGGCGGGGGCCGAGCGCACGCAGAGCCUCAUCGACGCGGAGGCGGCGCGCCGCAUCCAGGAGGCGCUCUUCUGCCUGCACGACGAGCGCGACUGCCUCUACGAGUACGUGCCCGACAACCUGGUGUUCAUGCGGCGCAUCGUCAACACCGUGCCCAUCACCUUGCGCCUGCUGCAGCAGCAGCAGCAGCGGGACUUCGUGGGCCCCACGCCGCGCCAGGCCGUGGCCUGGGUCGUGCUCGCCAACCAGUGGCCCUGCCGCCUCAGCUGGGCGCUGCAGUGCCUGGAGGACCGGCAGCAGGUCGGGGGCGCGCCCGAGGCCCGCGCGCGCCUCUGGGACGUGUUCUGCGACAACAGCCGGGAGCUGCACUCCCUGACCAAGGAGCUGCAUAACGUGCUGGACCUGGACGGCGACCCCGAGCUCUUCCAGCGCUUCCUGAGCGCCGACUUCCCCUUCACCGUGGCCGAGGCGCAGAACCUGCUGCGCUGCACCGUCAACCUGGACCAUUCCAUCCGCCGCCGCAUGGGCCUUCUCCGGGCGGUCAGAGCGCUCAAGCCGCCCAGCCCGCCCAAGUCCCCAGCCGGCGACGCCCCCCACGCUGCUAACGGAGCCAACCACAGCCCUUCGGCGGCCGGCACCGCCAACAGAGCCAGCCACGACCCCCGGGCGGCCCGCGCUGUCACCAGAGCCAACCAGGCCGGCGAGGACCCCCACCCCCGCAUGACGCAAAGGAAUAAGCCCAGACCCGUGGCUUGA
Molecule: messenger RNA, 2481 nt
Organism: Eptesicus fuscus (big brown bat)
Lineage: Eukaryota; Metazoa; Chordata; Mammalia; Chiroptera; Vespertilionidae
Gene: NKPD1
Product: NTPase KAP family P-loop domain containing 1
Exons: 4
Coding region: 1-2481 (826 amino acids)
Source: RefSeq, a predicted model, not a curated record